Suricata suricatta (meerkat) is the source of this 1507-nucleotide messenger RNA. It is a transcript of the gene CRNN, whose product is annotated as cornulin. Lineage: Eukaryota; Metazoa; Chordata; Mammalia; Carnivora; Herpestidae. The transcript has 4 exons. The record is from RefSeq and is a predicted model, not a curated record. Gene Ontology annotation, cellular component: cytoplasm. Gene Ontology annotation, biological process: regulation of phosphatidylinositol 3-kinase/protein kinase B signal transduction; positive regulation of cell cycle G1/S phase transition; cellular response to cytokine stimulus. Gene Ontology annotation, molecular function: calcium ion binding; transition metal ion binding. Bases 53 to 1507 code for a protein of 484 amino acids.
CCACCUAACAGCCACUUGCUCAUCCUGCCUGUGCAUUAGCUUGGCUCCAAAGAUGCCUCAGUUACUGCGAAACAUUAAUGGGAUCAUCGAAGCCUUUGGGCGAUACGCCAGGACCGAGGGCAACUGCACAGUGCUCACCCGGGGGGAGCUGAAAAGGCUCCUGGAGCAUGAGUUUGCUGAUGUCAUUGUGAAACCCCAUGAUCCUGCCACUGUCGAUGAAGUCCUACGUCUGCUGGAUGAAGAUGACACAGGGGCUGUGGAGUUCAAGGAAUUCCUGGUCCUGGUGUUUAAAGUCGCCCAAGCCUGUUUCAAGACACUGAGCGAGAGUCCUGAAGAGGCCUGUGGAUCUCAAGAGUCUGGAAUCCACCAUGCUGGGGGCUCACAAGAGCUGGGAGAAAGACAGAGCAGGAGAACUGAAGUGGGGAUGGCUAGGGAAGAACAGCAUCGUGAGGGGAUCCAACAUGGACAGAGCACACAAGAUUCCAGAGGACAGGUGGGGACCAGGGCUCAGACCCAUGGUCAGGAUAUUGAUCAGGAUAGCCAGUCUGAGUCACAGAGACAAGAGAGAGAGAGUUGGCAGACACAAGCUGGGGGAUGUGCACAGCAGACCGAGAGAGUGGGCAAAGACAAGAGUCACCAGACCAGAGAGAGGGAGUCAGAGAGACAGUCUCAGGCCAGGGAACAGGACAGAGCCCACCAGACAAGGGAACCAGUGACUGGGACCAGAACUCAGACCCAGACAGAUGCCACCCAGACUGUGGAGGAAGACAAGAGCAGUCAGAUAGGAAGCCCUGGCACCCAGCCACAGGAGUCCACCCAUAGCCAGACCAGAGGGACUGAGGUCCAGGGUCAAGAUAGGAGCCAGACAAGCCAGACAGUGUCAGGAGAACAUGUUCAGACAUCAAGAGGUGUCACCCAGACCAUGGAGCAGGACAGGAGUGGUCAGAUAGGAAGCCCUGGCACCCAGCCACAGGAGUCCACCCAUAGCCAGACCAGAGGGACUGAGGUCCAGGGUCAAGAUAGGAGCCAGACAAGCCAGAUAGUGUCAGGAGAACAUGUUCAGACACCAAGAGGUACGCACACCCAGACCAUGGAACAAGACAAGAGCCAUUAUGUAAGUCGCACAGGGAAUAGAGAUGAGGGACAGACCCAAGGGCAGUCAGGCAGUGGUCAAAGAUGGACACAAGUGAGCCACUAUGAAGCAGGAGAGACAGAGUUGGGAGGACAAGCCCAGGCUCGGGCAAGCACUCUGACAGGGAGACAGGACUGGAGCAGCACUCACCCAAGGUGCAGUGUGACAGGAGGGCAGGGAGAGAGAGAACCCACAGUGAUUACUCAAGAGAGGGUGGGUGGCCAAACAAGGGAUACAACGAUCCCAAGGCAGGACCAGGAUAGCCUGCAUUGUAGCAUGCCUUCAACCCAAGGCCAGGAGACAGCCCAGCCAGAAGGGAAGCGGGGCCUCACAGCCAGGGGGCUGUAUUCCUACUUCAAAAGCAACAAGCCAUGA